Ctenocephalides felis (cat flea) is the source of this 804-nucleotide messenger RNA. RefSeq names its product protein CREG2-like. The record is from RefSeq and is a predicted model, not a curated record. The coding region runs from base 17 to 649 and encodes 210 amino acids. NCBI's taxonomy places the organism in Eukaryota, Metazoa, Arthropoda, Insecta, Siphonaptera, Pulicidae. The transcript is spliced from 3 exons.
AUCAGAUUUAAAACACAUGCAAAAUACUUAUAAAAAUAUUGAUAAUCGCAAAACGAUUAUCAGUUCUCCUAGUAAUUUUGCAACAAGAAAUGGUUCCUCUGAUCCAGAAUUAAAUAAAAGAGUAGCUCAAUUAACAAGAUAUAUUGUCCAUAAAGCAAACUGGGCUGCCAUUUCGACAAUAUCCAGAAAUGAAGAAAUAAAAGGAUAUCCCUUCAAUAACAUCAAAACUGUAGUAGAUGGUCCACAUAAUAACAGCACAGGAGUACCAUACUUUUAUUUGCCAACAGAAGACUUUGCUACUUUGGAUUUAGAAGAGGAUAACAGGACCACUAUAGCCUUUACAACUGAUGAAGACGGCUUUUGUCACAGACAAGGUUUGGACGUUGACGAUGCAAGGUGCGCCCGAGUAAUAAUUGUUGGACAAGCACAUUUUCCUGAACCCGGAUCAGAAGAGUACGAAUUUGCUUACAAAUCCUUGAUAUUGAGGCACCCAAAUUUGAAAAAUAAACCAGGCACACACAAAGUGACUGCAAUUGCACCAGAUGAUGUUCUUUUGGUUUACGGGUCUGAAGAGUUACGAUGUUCAACCGUGCCCUUAUAUUUUUCAUCAAAGCCAAAACAUUAUACGCUUCAGCAACUUCUAGGAUAAUGAUGAGAAACUUGCAUAAUGUUUUAAAUUAAACUCAAUCAGACAUAAACGUAUGAUGAAUUUUAUAAGUAUCAGUUUCAAGAAAUAAGCGAUUGUUUAUCAUAUUUGCCAAAUUCUUAUAUGAUCUCAAGCCCUCUUAAUUAAGUAAACAUUCA